Messenger RNA from Pyricularia oryzae 70-15, 438 nucleotides. RefSeq lists its product as uncharacterized. The transcript has a single exon. The record is from RefSeq and is a predicted model, not a curated record. The coding region runs from base 1 to 438 and encodes 145 amino acids. NCBI's taxonomy places the organism in Eukaryota, Fungi, Ascomycota, Sordariomycetes, Magnaporthales, Pyriculariaceae.
AUGCAUUUUACCAAUAAAAUUGGAGUCGCUGUCAUCUUGGCUUUUGGCUGGGGCAGUGCCAUCGUCAGCGGCCGACCAUGCUUCGUCGCACUCAGCAAAGACGGAGAAUUUGUGGAGAAUUGGGGUGGUGUGCAUGAGAUCCAAGGCCCCGGAGAGGUUACCAUGGAAGUUGCACACUACAAGUUCAAGAUCAAGUUGGAUGGAAACUGCUUCCCAACAGUGGUCAACCAUAUACCACAUGGGCACGAGGUAUCGGUUUACGGGAAAGCUUUUGGCGGAGCUCCGGCUGUUAAUUACCUAAUUAGCAAGGGCAACAAAGUUGACAGCUUGGGUGAUUUCGACGCAACUAAAGGGGAUGCUGCGGCUUGGGAUUAUAUAAGCGCGCGUCCUGAUUUGAAGAAAAAGAAGGUGGUCAGACCCUAUAAUUACUUCAACUAG